Messenger RNA from Rotaria sordida, 402 nucleotides. The record is from the annotation of a GenBank genome assembly. NCBI's taxonomy places the organism in Eukaryota, Metazoa, Rotifera, Eurotatoria, Philodinida, Philodinidae.
AUGAUUUUUGAACAUCAUCAUUAUUUACAUUUUCGUAUUCUUGCCAUUAGUUGUAAUAAUAUAUCUUUAAUGAAUACUUCAACAAGAAUAACAACAAAUCGAAUGUUACAUAUGAAUUCAUUUAUCAUCCUUAGCUUUUGUAUAUUGAGUUCUAUUCUUUUAUGUCUAUAUGCUAUAUUUCACAAUCGACAAUCAAUAUCAUUGUCAUCAAUAAUUAAACAAAAGAUAAAUAGAAAAUCUUUUCAUUUUGAUAAAGAACAAUUAUUGAAAAGAAAAAAACGAGAACAAAACAUAUUAACAAUUAAUGAUAGUAGUAGUACCAGUUCAACUGUUAUUACACAACAAACAAAUUCUAUUUCAUGGAAAACAAAUAGUUCAAAUAAAUCAAAUUCAUCUUUUUAA